This is a messenger RNA of Cucurbita maxima (winter squash), 967 nucleotides long. Its product is annotated as 1-acyl-sn-glycerol-3-phosphate acyltransferase-like. Gene Ontology annotation, biological process: phosphatidic acid biosynthetic process. NCBI's taxonomy places the organism in Eukaryota, Viridiplantae, Streptophyta, Magnoliopsida, Cucurbitales, Cucurbitaceae. Gene Ontology annotation, molecular function: 1-acylglycerol-3-phosphate O-acyltransferase activity. The record is from RefSeq and is a predicted model, not a curated record. Gene Ontology annotation, cellular component: membrane; endoplasmic reticulum.
UUCUUCAAAAGCACUCCCAACUGGGGGUAUUGGCAUAAACAAGAUGGAGAUGGAGAAUCUUGGAGGUUCUUGUUUGAGGAGUACAAGGUUAGAGAGGUGGUUCGCUACAAGAUAUGAGCCAAAUAAGAAAGAAGCCCCAAAAUGUUCAGUUGAUGAACAGAUAUCAAAAAAGGAGAAGGGUGAUGAUAUAUAUGUGGAUGAUAAUGGGUGGAGUUCUGUUCUGAUAUCAUGUUUCAGAAUUAUCACCUGCUUUCUCACAAUGAUGGUUACUACUUUGUUUUGGCUGAUUAUGCUUCUGCUCCUGCCAUGGCCUUACCACAGGAAUAGACAGGGCAAUAUAUAUGGCCACCUCACUGGUAGAUUACUGAUGUGGAUACUUGGGAAUCCAAUAAAGAUUGAAGGCUCUGAAUAUUCCAAUGAGAGGGCUAUUUACAUUUGCAACCAUGUAUCCCCUUUGGACAUUUUCCUCAUAAUGUGGCUGACACCCACAGGGCCUGUUGGCAUUGCAAAAAAGGAGAUCACAUGGUACCCUCUGUUUGGACAACUUUACAUUCUCGCUAACCAUCUUCGUGUCGAUCGAUCGAAUCCAAAUGCAGCAGUUGAGUCCAUGAAGCAGGUAGCUCGAGUAGUUGCGGAGAACAAUUUGUCGUUAAUCAUAUUCCCCGAGGGUACUAGGUCCAAGAAUGGAAGGCUGCUACCCUUCAAAAAGGGCUUUGUCCAUUUGGCAUUGCAAACACAGCUUCCAAUCGUUCCUAUUGUCAUGACUGGCACCCAUCGAGCUUGGAGAAAGGGCAGCUUACAUGUCCGACCAGCUCCUCUAACUGUGAAGUAUCUACCUCCAUUAACAACAGAUAAUUGGACAGUAGAAAAGAUCGACGAACAUGUGAAAAUAGUACACGAUACUUAUGUCGAACACCUACUGGAGUCGCAAAGACCUCUUCAGUGAUAAGAAUCUUCUGUUGCUUCA